Molecule: messenger RNA, 2218 nt
Organism: Bombyx mandarina (wild silkworm)
Lineage: Eukaryota; Metazoa; Arthropoda; Insecta; Lepidoptera; Bombycidae
Biological process (GO): regulation of transcription by RNA polymerase II
Cellular component (GO): nucleus
Molecular function (GO): DNA-binding transcription factor activity, RNA polymerase II-specific; zinc ion binding; RNA polymerase II transcription regulatory region sequence-specific DNA binding
Source: RefSeq, a predicted model, not a curated record
AUGGAGGGGUUCUGUCGGGGAUGUCUAAUAAAAUAUGAUGAACCUAUGGAGCUUGUACAAUACAGUGAGAAGAACAGAAGAUUGUUCAUGUACUCUACUGGCUUGCAGGCAAAACGAAAUGAUUCAUUCACUUUUCAACUUUGCAAAGAUUGUUAUUUAAAUAUGAAGACGGCAUGUAAAUUCAAAAAACAAUGUCGCUCUUCAGAUAAAAAGCUAAAAAAUUUUGUGGCAAUGAAAAAUAAUGGCGAUGAUGUUGAUUUCUGUAAUUUUUUAAAGAACAGUGACCAUCCUUUCACUUUUAGAUUUCCUACAAUGACUGGGAACAAUACACCUGCAACUCAAGGAGAUGAUGAUAAUGAAUCUGUAUGCACAAGCAUACGCAACUUCAUGACCGACAUCCUACAGGGCGAGGAGGUACCGGAUGCUGAAGCCAGGAUCAUACGAGAGGUGAUUGAAGAAGAGGCUGACGUUUUGGAUGAUUCAUUAGAUUCUCAGUGGCUUCAGGAUGAUGUAUCCAUUGAUACAGAUUUUAGAUUAGACUUUAAUUUCAGUCCGUUUUCAACACCGCGUUCGAUUGAGAAUGAUCAUUGCUACACGCCUAAAAAAAGCCCUGUACAGAAGGACCAAUUGAAUAUCAAUUAUUAUGCAAAUAAUAAAAUCAUAGACCAACAAAAGGAAAACAUUGAAGAAAACGAUAAAGAAAUCGAUUUUUUUGGUUACAAUAAUGGUGAUAUUAAAAAUAACGUAAUUAUUGAUAACAAUUACAUUGAUGAAAUACAAAAUGACCUACUGUAUGAUAUAAAUUCUGAGAACUGUAAAGACGAUUUAAAUGUAAAUAUUAAUGUUGACGCAAAUCUCGAUUAUCAAAUUAAUGAUGGUAAUAAAACUAAAGAAAAUAAACACGUAGAAGUAAAUAACAUUCUAAUGGAAAAUAAUUCACAAAAUAAUGCUACAAAACAAGAAAAGGUUUUGGGACAAUUUUAUCUUCCCGGGGACAUAACAAAGAAAAAUAUUGCCCUGGAUAAUAAUGAUGUACAAAAUGGAGCAAAAGACAACAUAGACAAAAACUUGGAGCAAGCCUUGAAAAAUGAACUCAAUACGGAAUUUUCUUUAGAAGGGUUGCUAGCGUCACCGACAGUAUUACCGAGACUGUCAACGCCCGUCACGCCAAUCAUAAACAAUAUUUUAUUUGGAGAUAAAAUAGAUUUAGAAUCUCAGAGCAACGGAAGCGACCACAAAACUGGUCAAUGCAUAGAGAAAUAUGAAAACGUCGAAGGGAAUAUAGAAAUUUUAGAGGAAUUCUUUAAUAUGAAAAAUUCAAAUUUCAAUUUAGACGAUGAAAACAGCUUGAUAGAUGCAAAUAAAAACACUGAUGUCGCGAAAUCAAUGAACGAAUUGUUCGAUUUAGAAAAUUGUUUCUGUAAGGAAUGUAAGAAGAAAUUCAAGGAUAUGAAAGCGCUUAGGAUACACUCGCGGAAGAUUCAUCGUUACACAAUUAAGAAUCCUAAUAAAGACGAUCACAGAUACAAGCGAAGGAUAUGCGAUAAAUGUGGCAAAGAAUUCAAUGACAUGGCUCGUUUCUGUAGACACAAGAAGCAGCAUGCAGAUGAGAACAAAAUUUAUCGUUGCGACCAGUGCAUGCUCACGUUCACUUCGCAGAGGACAAAGGAUAUGCACAUGGUUACGCACACGGGCAUAACAACGGAGAAAGUUUCUAAAAAGAAAUACGUGUGCAAUAUAUGCGGGGUGACGAUCAACUCAUAUAGUAACCUGCGACUUCACAUGAAGCGACACGCGAAGACUUACACGUUGAAAUGCGAAGAUUGCGGGAAAGGUUUCUUCAGACGAUACGAUUUAACUAUUCAUAUGAGAACUCAUACGGGCGAUCAACCCUUUAAAUGCGGGUUUUGUGAGCGGUCGUUCUCGAGGCGGACCACCUUAAUAAGUCACAUACAAACGCACACGGGACCGGGUUAUGUAUGCGACUACUGUCACACAAGAUUCGCAAUGAAACGAUACAUAGUGCGUCACUUGAUGAAAAGCAAAAAAUGUUACGAGAUUCGAGACCGAAGAUUGAAAACUGAAAAAUCUAAAGGAACAGAUGCUUCUAUUAAGGGACCCAAGGAUACGACUGAUGAAGAAAUAUCGACUAAUAAAAAAACGCCGAAGAAGCGACUGGUGAAUCAUGACUGACAAAUUAAAGUACUUACAUUUUAUU